GUAUUAAGACCUGGUUUUGCAGGUCAUGGUGGAGUUUCGGGCAAGACAUGGGGGAGUCCUGCAUUUAUCGAUGACAUGUAUCUCAGAAAUCCCAUGGAACCUCCAGAUAAACAUGGAAAACCCAUGUCUCCACGCAGAGUCAAACACCAAUCUUUUCGUCUUAAGCAAGGGCAACGUCGACAGUUUAACUACAAUCGUCUGGUUAAUGAAAUGUGGCCUGAUGAUGUUUCAAAGGCACAGACUCUGAAAUUUGAUAAAAGAUCAUCGCAAGGAAGAGAUGAGCUCUUGAUAGAUCUUUCGGAAAGUGGACGCCAAAGAUCUCAUUCUGUUACGGAUCUUAGAGUCAGCAGUUCAUCAGAUUCUGGCCAGCAUAGAGGCAGUGCUUCUUCCCUUAUUGACUUGCCUAUUCCGCCUACUCCUGUGUAUGGAAAUGUCAUCACAGGUGCUCCAGUCGAGCUAGGCAGUGACCGCACAUAUGAAAAUAUUGCACGUGCAGCUGCUGCCUUAACUGGAAAUGCUCAGCAACCCCUCAGAGUUCCCAUCCGUCCCUCCCCAAGUCCUCCCGUCCAUCAACUACAAAAAAGACAACAACAGAAACAACAGCUUGAGAGCCAGCAAGAUCAACUUCUUCAGAACCGAGCACAGACUUACGAGAAUCAGGGCCAGGAAUCCCAACAAAAUCAACAGCUACAACUACCACUACAGCAACAAUCUCAGACUGGAGCACCACCUGUUCCUGCUAUAUAUUCAAAUUCUUUUGAUGCCCAGGAAGAGCCAUAUGAUGACUUUGAUGAUGAUUCUGAUGAGUGGGAUGACGAUAUUCAGAGUGUUGCUGAUAAUAGAUAUUCUGCAGAAAACAACCUACAUGACAGAUACAGUGGUCAGAUCUCUAACCACAGCCAUGCAGGACUUCCCAUUGCAACUGCCAGUCAGGUCAGCAAUACUCCAGGGUUUUGUGAGAGCACUGCUAGUAAUGAGUAUUAUCCCAACAUGACUGAAGGGCCAGAUCCUUUUGACACAUCCCACAUACGAUGCUAUGAUGAACCACCUUUAGAAAUUCCUGAUGCUCAGCCUCUCCCAGGAAAUACCAAUGACAGUGAGGAUUAUAAUAUUAACAAUGCAAUGAUUAUGCAGAAUGCCAAGCCCUCUGCAAAUUCACCUGCAAGCACUUAUAACUCCCAUGACCAAACCAAAAACACUAUAGGAAGCUCUUUAAAUUCAAGUGAUUGUUCAUUUUCUGGUAGCUCUGUUGCUAGCUUACCUUUAAGAAUCUCACAAAUGGCAUCCCCAAACACAUGUGAUUCUUCUUUGACACCCGUGAGGGCUGAUAUGCCUGUAACCACUUACCGCAACACAGAGGGAAAUGAUACGGUUGUCUCAACUGACAUGUUUCCAAUGAUUCACAACAAUACUUCACACAUGCCAGGACCUUCCCAAAUCAGAGAUGGUCACCAAAUAAAUAAUGUUAGAGAUUUAAAUGCACAAAUUAGCAAUAUGUGGAUUUCAUCCAUUGCCCAGCCACAAUCAGUUGUGCCUGUCACUUCAUCACCACUAAGUUCAGCUCUCCAAAAUAGACAAGAACAUACUAUAAUUUCCCCCACUUCAUCAUCAUGGAUGAGUAAUGAAGCAAGGGACAGAGGACAAAACCGACAAGUUGCCAUUCUUCAACCAACUGUUGCAAAACCUCAACCUGUUUUAUCAAAUCUUUCACCAGUGUCUAAUCAACCUGGACAGCUUGCCUUACCAGCACCUCUCACACCAAAAAAUGUGGCACUCCCAAAACUUGAUCGUUCCUUUAUAGCAGAGUUAGAAAAGUCUCUCGGAAAAGACCAGGCUUCUGCAAACACAUUUAAUACUAGUGACAAGAAAAUAAACAAUGCAAUGAGAGGCUCUUUUGUAUCUAGUCCACCUGCAGUCCUAAAGCAGAGCCAGAGAAUGGCAUCAGAAGUACCAGCUCUUCCUCCACCUCAGCAAGCUGCAAGCUCCAGAAGUCAGCAACAACUUGCUGUGUCCAGACUAACAAGUGAAAGCCAGGUAGUGGACUUACCUGGAGGACGACCUAGCUCCCACUCACAAUUUAAUACAGAAUCCUUGAAUAGAAACAGUGCCUUUUCUGAUUUAGAUGUCCUCAGCUCAUCAAAAACUUUAGGCCUAUUAUCUGAGCAAACCAUAGACACUGGGCAGUACUUUCCAAAGACUGCACAUGUUCGGCCUUUUCUUCCCAAACUACAGGGCAGAACAUGAUGAGAGGAAUGGCUAGUGGAAGUAUAGGAAAUUUUGCAACAUUUCCAAGAACUUCUGGCAGUGCAGUUCAGCAGAACAGCAUUGUUUCUGCAGGAUCAGUGCAUCCUGAUACCAGUAAAUUUGCUGAAAGUGUAAGUGCCCAAUUCCAAGCAGUGGAACGUUGGUCCAACAUGGAAGAUGGCACAAAACCAACACCAGCCAUUUCAAACUUGAAUACUAUACAUCCUGGCUUUCAAAUGAACUACAGCUGGCAACAGCCAUCAAGUUACAGGUCUCAAAUCCAGUCAUCUCAGACAAGCUCAAUACAAUCUGCCAGUAUUAGGCCUUGGAAUGGACAGUUUCAGCAACAUCAGCAGCAGAGUAUCCAUCAGCAUCACACUCAGCAAAUGGAGGUGCCACACAAUACAGUGAUACAGCCAACUGUUGUCUUGAGUCCCCAACUCACUGUAAACUAUAAUCAGGUUAGUGGGUAGUUUGUUGUUAUAUUUAU
This is a messenger RNA of Penaeus monodon (black tiger shrimp), 2734 nucleotides long. RefSeq lists its product as uncharacterized. NCBI's taxonomy places the organism in Eukaryota, Metazoa, Arthropoda, Malacostraca, Decapoda, Penaeidae. The record is from RefSeq and is a predicted model, not a curated record. The coding region runs from base 76 to 2244 and encodes 722 amino acids. The transcript has 4 exons.